AUGUGCGAUUUUUCCACAUGGCUUUCUCGAGGUUGGUGCAGGACUGAGAUGUGGUGCAAGAUCUUGUCAUCCAGGUCAGAUGUGCCGUUGGUUGAGGUUUCAGGUACGGACAAGGUGGAUUUCUUCGUUCCUUUCAGGUGGGUGGAUGCCCCAGUUCCUGAAGGCAACUUCACUGUUGAAGCUGAUCGAGAAGUCUGCUGCCGCAUUACACAUGCAGCAUUGGAAGCCAAGUUGGGCCAGCUUGCUGGCAAACGCAAGCACCUCAACGUAUUCAGGUACCUUUCAGGAAGGUAUGAAGACUUUAUUGGCACCCCGCCAGCAACGCGGACCCCAGAGUCAUUUGCUUCGAACUUUCACAUCGCUUCGCUGGAGAAGUCUGCCAAACAGCGGAAAGGGGUUACAGCAGUUGCUUGCGCCAUUUUGUCCGGAGACAUUGGUAUGCUAAGAUAUUUGGCAAGGAGCCGAGCGCAGCUCGACAUGAAGAUGCCAGAGUUAUGGGAAAUGGCAUUGCCGGCAGGAUGUACGGCUCUCCACUUGGCCGCCAUCAAGGGCUCACGAGGUGUGGAGGUCUUAGAGGAGCUUCUGAUACUGAGGAGUGAUCCCAAUGCUUGUGAGCAGAAUGGCGGCUCCGUCUUGUGCUACUGCCAACAUGAACGAGCAGUUGCUGGGUUGAGCUUCUUGUCCAGCGGCUUGGGGAGCACAGAGGUUGAUGCAUCGUCUUGCCGUGCUUUGCUCUUGCUCACAUGCAUCUGCGCGCCUCCUGCAGUUGCAACGCGAUUGCUGGAGCUUCGAGCACAGGCCCAGCACUUCAGUGCGGGUGUGCACAAAUGCCGCCUGUUCCUGUCCAUGCUCUGGGUGAGCAUCAGACUCAAGCUUUCCUAG
This is a messenger RNA of Symbiodinium pilosum, 882 nucleotides long. Lineage: Eukaryota; Dinophyceae; Suessiales; Symbiodiniaceae. The record is from the annotation of a GenBank genome assembly.